Diaporthe batatas is the source of this 1881-nucleotide messenger RNA. RefSeq lists its product as uncharacterized. The transcript has a single exon. The coding region runs from base 283 to 1617 and encodes 444 amino acids. The record is from RefSeq and is a predicted model, not a curated record. Gene Ontology annotation, molecular function: monooxygenase activity; oxidoreductase activity, acting on paired donors, with incorporation or reduction of molecular oxygen. NCBI's taxonomy places the organism in Eukaryota, Fungi, Ascomycota, Sordariomycetes, Diaporthales, Diaporthaceae.
GUCGUUCGGAAGUUGUGUCUCAAUAGUUAUACGACUCAUUGUCUUGGUGAUUAGUCGACGCUCACUUGCCCCUCCCACCUGGGCACAUGCGUCGAUGUCGCCAUCGCGAUGGUGCAAUCCAUUUGUCAUCACCCGGACAUCAACCACACCCGUGCCGAACAUUAGAGAGCCCAAAAGUCCAUCCCUGGCAACAUGAAGGUUGAGACUUCAUCUUGUCUGUGUCUGUUCGAGCGAGUCCUGGCCGCAGCAGACUUAUGAAAGAACCUUGGAAAGAAUUCAGAAAUGUCCACGUCAAAGAAACUACACCUCACCGCAUUUAUGCGACCCGUGAGUCUCCAUACCGGAGCUUGGCGGUAUCCGGGCUCGUUCCCUGAUGCCAACUUCAGCCUGGCGCAUUUGAAGUCAUUUAUCACAAAGCUCGAGGCUGCAAAGUUCGAUGCAUUCUUCAUGGCUGACCAUCUUGCCGUGUUGAACAUGCCUGUUGAGGCUCUCAAGCGCAGCCAUACUGUGACGUCUUUCGAGCCUUUCACGCUGCUAUCUGCUCUGUCGGUUGUGACAGAGAAGAUUGGACUGGCGGCGACUGCAUCGACGACAUACGACGAGCCAUACCACAUCGCUCGCCGUUUCGCCUCUCUAGACCACCUCAGCAACGGUCGAGCAGCCUGGAAUAUCGUCACGACCGGCAACCUAGAGUCGUCCAAGAACUUUGGCCAGGACGAGCACAUGCAGCAUGGCGACCGGUACAAGCGAGCCAGAGAGUUCUACGACGUCGUUACGGGGCUUUGGGACAGCUUCGCUGACGACGCCUUCAUUCGCGACCAGGAAAGCGGCAUCUACGUCGACCCGGACAAGAUACACACGUUAAACCACAAGGGAGACGAAUUGAGCGUUCGUGGCCCGCUGAACAUCGCCCGCCCAAUCCAAGGCUGGCCUGUGAUCGUCCAGGCCGGCCAGAGUGACCCCGGUAGACAGCUCGCAGGGGAGACAGCGGAGCUUGUCUUCUGUUCCCCACGAGACUUGGAGUCCGGCAAGAUCCUGUACGCGGACAUCAAAGGCCGUGCGGUAGCAGCUGGCAGGAAUCCUGAGCACCUCAAGAUUCUCCCCGCAGCUAUGAUCAUUGUCGGCGACUCGCUCGAGGAUGCCAGGGCAAAGCGGCUCAAGCUGGAUAGCCUGGUGCACUAUGAUAGCGCCAUAGCAUCCCUGUCCGUUAUGCUGGGGACCGAUGCAUCUGGUUUCGACCCAGAUGGGCCUCUGCCGGAAGAUCUGCCCGAGACAAACGCGAGCAAGACGGCUCGGGAGGGCGCAGUCAAGCUCGCAAAAGACGAGGGACUGACGGUCAAGCAGCUGGCACAGCGGUUUGGCGGGUAUGCGGGUCUGUCGUUCGUGGGGACCCCAGAGAGCAUUGCCGAUGAGAUGGGCCGAUGGCUGGCUGAGGAUGGGUCUGAUGGAUUUACUGUGACUUUUCCUUUCCUUCCGCAAGGUCUUGAUGAUGUCGUCGAGCGGCUGGUUCCGGAACUUCAACGUCGGGGCAUAUUCCGUCAGGAUUAUGAAGGGACGACGCUACGCGAACAUCUGGGCCUACCACGGCCAAAGAAUCAGUUCUUUGAGAAAUCUUAGAAUCCAAGGUCAAAUGUGUGGAGCCCGAGCUCACGGACCAGGAGUCCGGGCAGUUCAGAAGUGCCUGGGUUGGGAGUUUGGAGGGGAUUUAUUAAAGUCGAUGUGACGAAAUAUGCAUGGGCCACAUUGAUACUGGGGUUAAUAAAUGCAAAAGACCUCUGCGUAGGUCCAGAACUACGGGGUUUGAUUAGGGUUGGGUGAUAUAGAAAGAGAAUCUCCCGCUACUGUUUCACUGAAAUGAAACAUCAGGUUGGCCAAUUCUAA